UAAUAAGAUAUUAUCUCUCAGUCGACGUCAAAACCCUUUUUGUAGGCGAAGCAUCUGGACCGGGUACAACGAUACUGUACGGAUCCAACAAACUGGAUUGAUUACCCACAAGUACUUAUUCUUUUUGCUCCUAGCGUUUCGGAGAAUCCGAUCAAGAACAAAGUAAACCAUAUUAUAAGUAUUAUAUAGACUUAGAUGUUCCGGUUUCCGGUGAGUCUAGGAGGUUCACGUGACGAAACCCGUCACGAUCAGAUCACACCGUUGGACGAGCGUCGUGUAGUGGUUGGUGAGGUUGACUUCUUCUCGGAUAAGAGAGAUAGGGUUUCACGUGAGAACAUCAACGACGACGAAGACGACGAAGCCAGUAAGGUUCACGUCAAAAUGGAGAGUUCACGAGUUGAAGACAACGAUCGUUCUAGAGAUGUAAAUAUCGGGCUGAAUCUUCUGACGGCGAAUACGGGAAGCGAUGAAUCAACAGUGGAUGAUGGACUGUCUAUGGAUAUGGAAGAUAAACGUGCAAAGUUUGAGAACGCACAAUUGCAAGAGGAGCUGAAGAAGAUGAAAAUAGAGAACCAAAGGCUAAGGGAAAUGUUGAGCCAAGCGACCAACAACUUCAAUUCCUUACAAAUGCAACUUGUUGCCGUCAUGAGGCAACAAGAACAACGCAACUCCUCCCAAGAUCAUCUGUUGGCUACGGAAGGUAACGCAGAAGGAGGUAAACGGCAAGAAGUGCAAACCAUGGUGCCAAGGCAGUUCAUGGACCUCGGGCCGUCUUCUGGCGCGGCCGAGCAGGAUGCUGAAGUGUCAUCUGAAGAGAGGACAAUGCUGCGCUCAGGAUCUCCUCCUUUGCUUCUGGAGAAUUCAAAUCCCCGAGAGAGCGGGAAGAGGUUACUUGCGAGAGAAGAAAGCCCGGAAUCCGAGUCUAACGCUUGGGGAAACCCUAACAAAGUCUCCAAACACAAUCCACCCUCCGGAAGCAACAACAACAACAACGGAAAUAGAAACCUUAUUGAUCAGUCCGCUGCGGAAGCCACCAUGCGAAAAGCCCGUGUCUCAGUUCGCGCCCGGUCUGAAGCAACUAUGAUAACCGAUGGAUGUCAAUGGAGAAAGUACGGACAAAAAAUGGCUAAAGGAAACCCUUGUCCGCGAGCUUAUUAUCGCUGCACGAUGGCCGGUGGAUGUCCUGUUCGUAAGCAAGUGCAACGUUGCGCAGAAGACAGAUCUAUUCUCAUAACCACUUACGAAGGAAACCACAACCAUCCUCUUCCACCAGCCGCAAUGGCCAUGGCCUCAACAACCACUGCAGCAGCAAGCAUGCUCCUCUCAGGCUCAGUGUCUAGCCAAGACAAUUUAAUGAACCCAACAAACCUCCUAGCUCGAGCCAUCUUGCCUUGCUCCUCAAGCAUGGCCACAAUCUCAGCCUCCGCGCCGUUCCCAACCAUCACACUGGACCUCACCAAUUCACCCAACGGUAACAACCCGAACAUGACCACUAAUAACCCGUUGAUGCAGUUCGCUCAAAGACCCGGUUUCAACCCGGGGGUGUUGCCUCAAGUGGUUGGUCAAGGUUUGUAUUAUAACCAACAACAAUCCAAAUUUUCUGGUUUACAGUUACCGGCUCAGCCGCUGCAGAUGGCUGCAACUUCUUCGAUGGCCGAGAGCGUUAGUGCCGCUAGUGCCGCGAUUGCGUCCGAUCCAAACUUUGCGGCGGCUUUAGCGGCAGCAAUUACGUCCAUUAUUAACGGCUCCAGUCAUCAGAAUAAUAACAGCAAUAAUACCAAUCUGGCUACUAGCAACGGUGACAAUAUAUAGGCAGUAAGAGUCUUGGUUUUGAUGCUCGAUUUUAUUUUAUUGGUACUUUGUUUUUGAGUUUUGGAUGUGUAAUUAUUCGUAUCCUUGGUUUUGCUUUUGUUCGUAAACAAGAACGGUCUUUGAGAACAUGUUUUUCCUCUUGUUCUUCGUGUAAGAUCAACGUUUUUGUCGGUACUUGAAUUGAAUUUCAAUCAAAAUAAUUU
Messenger RNA from Brassica napus (rape), 2015 nucleotides. Its product is annotated as probable WRKY transcription factor 31. NCBI's taxonomy places the organism in Eukaryota, Viridiplantae, Streptophyta, Magnoliopsida, Brassicales, Brassicaceae. Gene Ontology annotation, biological process: regulation of DNA-templated transcription. The transcript is spliced from 7 exons. The record is from RefSeq and is a predicted model, not a curated record. Gene Ontology annotation, molecular function: sequence-specific DNA binding; DNA-binding transcription factor activity. Bases 196 to 1812 code for a protein of 538 amino acids.